AUGCGACAAGUGAUUUUGAUAUUGUCGCGACUAAUCGCAACUUGUCGCAAGCAAUGGUUAUCUAAUAAUACUACGCGAUUUAUUCUUGGUAUUUUAAUUGGCAUUCUACUUGGAUUUUGUGUCACAUUUAAUUAUGAAGAUGAAACUGCUACACAAUCCAUUUUAAUAAAUCAAUCGAAACAAUUUACUUCGAUCAAUUUAAAUACUUCAAUUCUGUCUGAUAUUCAAAUACAGUGCAUUAUAUUCAUCCAUCCCAAUCAGAUAUUUAAACGGAAAUAUGUCCAAACAUUGCGUGACACCUAUACUAAACAAUGCAAUCAUACUGUUUAUAUAACAAAUUCAGAAGGGAUUCGCCGUAAUUUCUCAGAAGAGAUUAAUAUUGCAUUUGUAAAAACGAAGAAAACACAAUAUCAUUGGGAUUUAUAUCGCGAAAUUAUCAAAUACUCCACAAAGUAUAAUGAACAACAGAAUCAAUUUUGGACAAUUAUUAGUGAUGAGCAGACUUUUAUUGUUAUGGCAAAUUUACGACGGCUUUUGUUAGCUCUGAAUAAUUCACAACAAUCAUUUAUAUUAGGAAGGAUAUCUAACAAAAGGUAG
Brugia pahangi is the source of this 597-nucleotide messenger RNA. Lineage: Eukaryota; Metazoa; Nematoda; Chromadorea; Rhabditida; Onchocercidae. The record is from the annotation of a GenBank genome assembly.